GUAGAAGAAGUAGAUGACAAGUGCAAGUAAGUAGGGGACAAGGAAGGACAAGACGAGAAAGUUGCUUAGUAACAAAACAAAGUACACAUAGCUAGCUACUAGUGAUUAUGUUUUAUCAAUGCUACUGGACUCAAGAGUUGCCCUCCAUAGUUUAGAACUGUCAGUGGGCUGGUUUAAUUAUGCAGAAGAAAGAAAGAGAUCUUGUUUUAACAAUAUUUAAAAAUCUAUUUAACUCUCUCAAACCUCGUAAAUUUACUGGGGAAUUAAAAGGAACUGAUCACUUUGGCAAUAAGUAUUUUGAAAUACCUGCAGAUGAUAACAGAAACAAGAGGGCAAGGUACUUUGAGCCAAUUGGAAAAGAAGAUGGAUUUGACAGGGAGGUACCUGCAGAAUGGGAAGCUUGGCUAAGAGGAAGGAGAAAGGACCCUCCUGCUGAGGAAGAAGUAAUAAGAAACUAUAACCUUGCCCUAGAAAAGAAGAAGAAAGCCCUUGAAAUUGAAGAAAUGUUUAAGGGAACAAAAGAAAAGCUACCUGCAUUAGGAGCAGCAAAGGGAAAAGAUUCUUUUCCAGAGUAUCCAGAGUACGAACUCGCCCCAGGAACAAAAAAUCCUAAGUGGAAGUCAGAGAAUUAAAGUAAGCCUUAAAGCAUAUAUACUGCAUGUGAUGAAACUUAGUUUUAAUGGCUCUAUUUAUUUACUAGAUAACUUGUUAUUAUGUGUGUAAAUAUUAAAUUACUCAGAUGAAAUUA
Molecule: messenger RNA, 748 nt
Organism: Macrosteles quadrilineatus (aster leafhopper)
Lineage: Eukaryota; Metazoa; Arthropoda; Insecta; Hemiptera; Cicadellidae
Product: NADH dehydrogenase [ubiquinone] 1 alpha subcomplex assembly factor 2
Exons: 2
Coding region: 180-632 (150 amino acids)
Biological process (GO): mitochondrial respiratory chain complex I assembly
Cellular component (GO): membrane
Source: RefSeq, a predicted model, not a curated record